Molecule: messenger RNA, 5187 nt
Organism: Gadus morhua (Atlantic cod)
Lineage: Eukaryota; Metazoa; Chordata; Actinopteri; Gadiformes; Gadidae
Product: cationic amino acid transporter 3-like
Biological process (GO): amino acid transport; transmembrane transport
Cellular component (GO): plasma membrane
Molecular function (GO): amino acid transmembrane transporter activity
Source: RefSeq, a predicted model, not a curated record
UAUACACGCGCACGGCCGACGUCACGUCCCCCCCGAUCAAAACCACACACGCCCGCCCUGAGCGGGGUUGUUUCAUCAGCCAGGCGGCGCCUUUUUAAUUCAUAUUGUGUGUAACUUUCGGGCGUUUGGGCGCUACUACCACGACACCAGAUCAUAAAAGACUUCUGGAUCGGCCAUAUCUCUGGGCCCGCUUUACAAUCUAUUGUGACGUCCGACCUCUUAUCCUCACGCGUAGUGGAGCUGUGACUGCCGCCCCUCUGUUGCAAUCUCUUCACACACGGCCAGCCCGACAAGCUGUUUUUAGUUGUAGCUUCUCCUCUACAUUUACAGACAUUCACUCAUUCAACCCAGGGCAAGAGGCACACUUACACCACAGUAUAGAAGACACACAGUCCCACAUAUAAAAAGAAAAUGGCGGACAAGCUGGCCACAUUUGGCAAGGCGCUGCUCCGUCGACGGGCCUUGGACUUCAAUGGCGAGGAGACCCGCUUCGCCCGCUGCCUGUCCACCCUGGACCUCAUCGCCCUCGGGGUCGGUUCCACGCUCGGCGCGGGCGUCUACGUGCUCGCCGGUGAGGUCGCCCGGGAGAAGGCGGGCCCGGCCAUCGUCCUGUGUUUCCUCAUCGCAGCGCUCUCCUCCAUGCUGGCCGGCCUGUGCUACGCUGAGUUCGGCGCCCGCGUCCCCAAGACGGGCUCGGCCUACAUGUACAGCUACGUGACGGUGGGGGAGAUCUGGGCCUUCAUCACAGGCUGGAACCUCAUCCUCUCCUACGUCAUCGGCACUGCCAGCGUGGCCAGAGCCUGGAGCUCCACGUUUGAUAAUCUUGUGGAGCAGAAGAUCUCUGGGUUCUUCAAGGUGGCCAUGGCUAUGAAGGUUCCCGGGAACGUGCUGGCUGAGUACCCGGACCUGUUCGCGCUCAUCCUCAUCCUGCUACUCACUGGCCUGCUGGCGUUUGGUGUGAACGAGUCAGCAUUGGGGAACAAGAUCUUCACGGGCAUCAACCUGGUGGUGCUGGGAUUCGUCAUCAUCUCGGGCUUCGUGAAGGGGGACAACGGCCACUGGGACCUGAAGCAGGACAACUUUGAGAACUUCUACAACAGCAGCACUUCUCAAAGCCCAUAAAGUCACGUCCAGAAGGACUUUGGUGUUGGCGGCUUCGCUCCGUUUGGUCUUAAGGGCAUCCUGUCUGGUGCAGCCACCUGCUUCUACGCCUUUGUUGGCUUCGACUGCAUCGCUACAACAAGCGAGGAAGCCAAGAACCCCAUGCGUUCCAUCCCCAUCGGCAUCGUGGCCUCCCUGCUCAUCUGCUUCUUUGCCUACUUCGGCGUGUCGGCGGCGCUCACCAUGAUGAUGCCCUACUACCAGCUCAACACGCAGAGCCCCCUCCCCGAGGCCUUCAACUACGUGGGCUGGGCGCCGGCCCGCUACAUCGUCGCUGUGGGCUCCCUGUGCGCCCUCUCCACCAGUCUCUUGGGCUCCAUGUUCCCCAUGCCCAGGGUCAUCUACGCCAUGGCUGAGGACGGCCUGCUCUUCAGGGUGCUCGGCAAGAUCAAUGGGCGCACCAAGACCCCCCUGCUGGCUACCAUUGUGUCCGGCAUCGUGGCUGCGUUGAUGGCCUUCCUGUUCGACCUGGCCGCCCUGGUGGACCUGAUGUCCAUCGGGACUCUGCUGGCAUACUCCCUGGUGGCCAUCUGCGUCCUCAUCCUCCGGUACCAGCCGGGCACCCUGGGCGGGUCCGUGCCAGGCUCCUCCAGCCAGACGGACAAGCUGGUGGAGCUAGUGGGCGGGGAGAAGGUGGCGGUGACCCGGGGCUGCGACAGCGGCGACGAGGACAGCGGGGAGCCCGAGGACGGGCCCCAGGAGGGCUUCACCUUGAAGCAGCUUUUCAUGCCGAGCCACAAGAGCCCCACCCUCAUCUCGGGCAACAUCGUCUACGCCACCACCGCCAUCAUCUCCGUCUUCAUCACCAUACUGUGCGUGGUGCUGGCCACUCACCUCCACGAGCUCAUCGCAGCGCGCCCUGUCGUGGUCACGGCCGUCGUCGUCCUGACCCUGCUCUGCGGCGUCUGCGUCGUCAUCAUCUGGCGACAGCCCCAGAGCAAGGAGGAGCUGACCUUUAAGGUCCCUCUGCUGCCCUGGCUGCCUAUCUUUAGCGUGUUUGUCAACAUCUACCUCAUGAUGCAGCUGGACCUGAGCACCUGGUGUCGCUUCGCAGUCUGGAUGGUCCUCGGCUUCGCCAUCUACUUUUUCUACGGCAUCUGGCACAGCAGCGAGGGCCCUAGCUCUCAACGCAAAUACGAGCCGCCCCUGCAGGCCAAGGGCCCAGUCUACCGGGGGGCCCCCAACGACAGCGACACGGAGGGGGGCAGCUCCCUCUAAGGGGGGGCCGGGGGGUAGGGGGGGGGGGGGGGGGGGGGGGGUCCAGGGCAUCAGGAAGGGCGAAGUCUCGACGGAUGCCGCCGUUUUGCACCCCGAAUGUGAACAGGAAGUGGGGAGGAUGUGGCGGGGUGGCGCAUGUGCUGACUUUAAAAAAGCCAGUUUGAACUGGAACGGGGAAGAGACCAGGGGCCGUAGCGAAGAGCCUCCUACUGCUGAGGGUUUCACCCCGGGGGCCCGGCGCCCGCGUGGUUGACCUCUCACCAGCAGACCUAAACGACCUGUUACAAAGGGCUGCGCCGCCGUGCUGCGUUCUCUUAUCCCUCCCUUCUCUCUCGGUUUAUACUGCUGUUUGUUAACUUAGGUAGAACUCUUUAAUUGUUUAGUCGUUUUUUUUAGACUUGCUCUUCUGCCAGUUCGGGGGCGGGGCUACUGGCGGGGGAGGAACAGUUUUAGUGCCUCCUUGUUUACUCGUGCCUUUUGGUUUUUGGGCCAGAUUGCUAAAUCAUGGCACCAGAGCAAACUGGUGAGAAAUAAAAAAGGCUAAUGCUAGAAGCACCGACUCGCCUCCAGACGUGAGGAGGUGACGUUAGAGAAGAGAGGCCUGUUUGCCAGUCGGGUAACCUGGCCAAAAGGCAUGUCCUGGUCCAUUCCCGAGUGGGCGGGGCUGUGUGGAGACACAAAGGGUGUCAUUGUUGUGGUUUUCAGGCCGACGCCAGGUUAAUAACGCUGUCCACGUCUCAUGUUCAUCAUCUAAACCUGUGUCCAAAGCAUUGCGUAAUGCUUCAUGUUUUUUGGGCAAAUCCUAACUUAUAAUAAGUCAAGUAGGGCGGCACUAGCUCGGGAGCUACAGAGGGUUGACUUGUAACCUGAAGGUUGCUAGUUUGAUCACCUGUUCCUUCUAACUGAGUGUUGAGGUGUCCCUGAGCAAGACGCCUCACCCUAACUGCUCUCGAUGAGCUGGCUGUCGCCUUGCAUGGUUGACUCCACCGUCGGUGUGUGUAUGUGUGUGAAUGGUUGUCGCUUUUGACAAUAGCAUCUGCUAAGGGCCCUAAAUGUAAACGUCAGUCAUCCGCCAUGAGGAAUAGGCGUGAUUCUGCUGAAGAUUUGAACCCCCCAGAGAAAGCCAUGGUAGAAAUUAUCCAGAAACCAUGCAUAUAUGUACUUGUAACAACCAAGAUUUCUUGACGUACCAUUCACACGGUAUGAAAAAUAUUCUGGCAGUUACUGUUUUUGUUUUCAUUUUUUUAAUUAGCGAGAUGUGGGACAGAAUAGGGAUGAAAUGGCGACUCCUGAUAAUCGUUAGCAUUUCUUCUUGCUUAACCAGUGAAGUAUUGAGAAACAACAUAUCAGCUAGUCAUUAUCCCACUGGGCAGGAUGUGCAGUUCAUCCAAAGGACCAGAGGAUGCGCAGUCUGAAUGUAAACGGAUGGCCUUGCGACAUUCAUGAGAGAUGUGGCCCUCGUGAUUCAAACUGGCCUUUAUUGUUAUCUUCUUACUGAUGUUAUUGCAACACAUACUUUUCUACAAUCCUGGUCUAUUACAGCUGCUAUGCCUGACAUCCACACAAUGUGUGGACGUCCUACCCCCGAGUCCCGGACGCCCGGAGUCUGUCUCUAUCCACGUCUGGUUGGUUAUUUUGUGUGGAUUGUGGAGAUGUGUAUAUAUCGUUUUAGAAUAUAUGUUGCUAUAGACGUCCCCUUGACUACUCACUGCUACACUUUUUUUCACUGUUUAGUUGUUGCUCAUAUUUUUAAUGGUUAUUUUUUUAACGUACAAAUUGCUGCUCAGAGGUGUUUGUACAUUUUGUUGUUUAAUAUUAACUUGCUGCAAAUCAACGUGGGAUCUAUUUUAAAAUUGUCAACACCUGCAGUGCUUAAACUAUUACAUGUACAGUUUCUCCCUCCUCUCGACCCGUACCCAAGUAUUUUUCAGUGGUUUCCGUUAAUUGAUUUUGCGCCACUAAAUGAACUAGUGAACCCAACUUGACCAAACAAAGCACACAGGGUUUCCAUCAGAGCAACCCCUCAAAGGGGCUCUAAAUUCUGUACAUUUAUGUCCUUCAUAAUUUAUGUUGAUUAGCUUAAAUGUUGUGAUUUUACCUUAGCUCCAUGCUUACUGUAGAUUGUACAGUAUUUGCGUAUAGCUAUUCUUUUUGUAUGAUAAUAAUAAUAAAUUGAUAUUUAUUAUUAUUAUUGUGAUAUAUAUAUAUUUUCUAAUCUGGAAGAGUAGUUCCUGCUAUAUCAGAGAAAUACAUUUUGGCGGCAGAAUGGCAUUUAGCCAUAAGCCUCAUUUCCGUUCUCUCCAGUAGUUUUUUCUGGACAUCAAUUGAACCAGGUGAUCAUUUGCUUCGCUGUAUAUGGGCUUGGGCUGUGCCAGGGAUGCCACAGGACGGGAACCAAAAAUGAAUUUUCCCCUAACUCUGGAGCGAGAUCUAAACUAAAACGAUGUCUGUUCUUCGGAAAGGCACUCAGGCUGGUAGGAGGGACGUUAGCCCUCCCUCCUCCUCCAUCGGAGCCCCCAGACCAUGUGGAGGUAGCUCUCCAUAGCUCUGCAGUUACAUGGUCCAUGUAACUCCACUCAUGAUCUUCCCACCGAUCAGUUUGAUUCAGCGCUUGACCGAGAACCGUACCCAGCCUCUGUGCCUUUUCUUUUUAAUAACAAUCAUAUCUCAUACACAUGCUUUUAAAUUAACACCAUGAUUUUUAUUUUGUCCUAUCUCACUCAGUUUAAUAUCUUGUAAAUAUCUUUAUGUACAAAUAUGGGCUGUACUUUUUUCUUUUUGAAUAAAACCUUGCUCAUUACAAUCCUA